AUGGCGGCGCCCGCGGCUGCGGCUGAGCCCCAAGCCUCCGGGGCUCCCCAGCUCCCCGUGUGUCUCUUGGUGUUGGGAAUGGCGGGAUCCGGGAAAACUACCUUUGUACAGAGGCUCACAGGACACCUCCACAGCAAAGGCUCCCCGCCUUACGUCAUCAAUCUGGACCCAGCAGUGCAUGAAGUCCCCUUUCCCGCCAAUAUUGAUAUCCGUGACACAGUGAAGUAUAAAGAAGUCAUGAAGCAAUAUGGACUUGGGCCAAAUGGUGGCAUAGUGACCUCACUCAAUCUCUUUGCUACCAGAUUUGAUCAGGUGAUGAAAUUUAUCGAGAAGGCCCAGAACACAUUCAAGUAUGUCUUGAUUGACACACCUGGACAGAUUGAAGUUUUCACCUGGUCAGCUUCUGGGACAAUCAUCACCGAGGCCCUGGCAUCCUCAUUUCCCACGGUGGUCAUCUACGUCAUGGACACAUCACGAAGUACCAACCCAGUGACCUUCAUGUCCAAUAUGCUGUAUGCGUGCAGCAUCUUGUAUAAAACCAAGCUGCCUUUCAUUGUGGUCAUGAACAAAACCGACAUCAUUGACCACAGCUUUGCUGUGGAGUGGAUGCAGGAUUUUGAGACUUUCCAAGAUGCCUUGAACCAAGAGACUACCUACGUCAGCAACCUGACUCGUUCCAUGAGCCUGGUGUUAGAUGAGUUUUACAGCUCGCUCAGGGUGGUGGGUGUCUCUGCUGUGGCGGGCACCGGCUUCGAUGAGCUCUGUGUUCAAGUCACCAGUGCUGCAGAAGAGUACGAAAGGGAAUAUCGGCCUGAAUACGAGCGUCUGAAGAAAUCACUGGCGAGUGCCCAGAGUGAUCAGCAGAAGGAGCAGCUGGAGCGUCUUCGGAAGGAUAUGGGCGCCGUAGCCCUGGACACAGGCGCUGGCAAAGACAGCCUGUCUCCUGCCCUGGACCCUUCUGACUUGAUCCUGACGCGAGGAACCUUGGAUGAAGAGGAGGAGGAAGCCGAGAGUGACACUGAUGACAUUGACCACAGAGUUACAGAGGAAAGCCGCGAAGAGCCAGCCUUUCAGAACUUCAUGCAAGAAUCAAUGGCACAACACUGGAAGAGAAACAAAUAGACCAUCCCACUUGUUGCUGGAAGUCGGACAUACUGGGUCUCCACACAGAGAAGCCCUUCCUGUGAGUCGGGGCUGCAGUCAAGAGCAGGAUAGUAGCUCCUUUGAGGGUUCCAGAUUUAGAUGAAGUCGGUGAAGGUGGAGCUGGCAGGUGGGUGCCCGUCCUUGGUUAGCUUCUCCUGGUAUUUAUGCAAGGACUUGUCUUUUCACCGCUCUGGAAGCUGAUAACUGUUUAGCCUGAGACUUGAAGCUGCAUCGUUUGAACUCAAGUCUUUUGCUGCUGAUUGGACAGGGAGAACUUCCAUCUUGGAGACAACUUUGGAUCUUGACUAGGCUGGAUCUGUGGCCUCAGCUCUUUAGCACUGAGCUCUUGACUCUGCACCUCAAGUUGCUGCUCUUUAAGCAGAAUGGGAGGGAGAGUGAGCUUGAACCGAGGGACAGUGCAUUGCCCUUGGCAGCCAGUGCUGAUGUGAGAUGUGCUCGCACGAGGUAACACGCCAUAAAGAAUCCUGUUUGAAUGGUGACUUGGAUAAAGUUUUCAACUUGAACUCUGUGUCAUGAUUUCAAAUUAGAAAUUGUGUGAUCACUAAUAGAUUCAGCACUAUUAGUCACAACCAAGCUUUAAAGGCAGACCUGGUCGGCUGUAAGCUGUAGUUUAAUUUCCCAGGUGCAUUCACCUAACCAGGUCCCCAAAUCUGUCCUGUUUAUAUUGUUCUUAGAGCAAUGUAAAGUAUUGUUUGUGACCGCAGGGUUUGGCUAGGCAUCCACUCAAUAAUACAUAACUAGAAGGGCUUACCUUGGUUCUCAGAGUGUAGUCUGUGGAGCAGAAGGAAGGUCAGCAGCCAGGAGAGUCUUAGCGAUACCUCUCCAAAUCAGCUUCACCAAAUGGGGAGCUCAACAGGCCAUACAGGAAGCCCUGCAGGUGGCCGUGGUGUGCUCUGCUUUCACAGCACUGUCCCAGCUCAGCCCGACUGAGUCCCAGUCCUCACAACCUGCCUUUUCAGACUCGGUGCCUGUUCUCUAGUAUUAUUUUAAAGCAACACAGAGCCGGGCGGUGGUGGCGCACGCCUUUAAUCCCAGCACUUGGGAGGCAGAGGCAGGCGGAUCUCUGUGAGUUCGAGACCAGCCUGGUCUACAAGAGCUAGUUCCAGGACAGGAACCAAAACCACAGAGAAACCC
This is a messenger RNA of Chionomys nivalis (European snow vole), 2298 nucleotides long. RefSeq names its product GPN-loop GTPase 1 (gene Gpn1). The transcript has 14 exons. Gene Ontology annotation, molecular function: GTPase activity; ATP hydrolysis activity. NCBI's taxonomy places the organism in Eukaryota, Metazoa, Chordata, Mammalia, Rodentia, Cricetidae. The record is from RefSeq and is a predicted model, not a curated record. Bases 1 to 1122 code for a protein of 373 amino acids.